AGUAAUGAGCAAGAAAAUCACUAGUUAAUUAAUGCCUUAAAUGACAAAUUAAAACUAAGAAGGAUUGAGUUAAACAAAGAAUUUCACACAAAUGGAAAAUGACUCUUCCCUAAACUGCCAAUUCAACAACCAAUGCGUAUAAUAUUAGGCAGAGAUACAGUCAUUUUCCUGUCAGAAAUUCAGUUGUGUCAAAAUACACCCAAACCUUCCUAUUCAUAAGGUGGAGGCAAAGUGAAGCAAACACCAAACCAAAACCAAAACUAAACUAAAUUAAUCUCUCUUUGCCCUUUCCCCUUUCUCUCCAACUUCUCUUCUUCAACAUCAAGCCAAGAAAAACCGGCCAUUCCACAGCCUCUGUAAGUCCCAUGUCUCUAUCUCUCAAACAAACUAAGUCACCAUUACAAUAUUCCUUUGUCAAAGUAAUGAUAUGAUAGAUGGUGGUAAAACCUGGAAGACUGCAUACAUGGCUGAUAUGUUAAGCAAGUUUAGGUGAUAGAUAGCGACCGCGAGGAGGGCACCGUUAUCACCCCUCAAAAAGCCUCUUUCUUCUGCACCAGCAACUCACUCAUUGGAUGCCCGCCCUUUUUUCCUUUUUCCGGUGAUCCAACUGCUGGAGACAAGACUAGCAAAGGAAGAAAUCCCGGGGAGCGGGGUGGUUUCGUUUCGUUUCUCGAGUAUCGGAAAUGCAGCUUCACAUAUCCCCGAGCCUGAGGCACGUGACGGUGCUUCCCACCAAAGGCGUGAAGGAGUUCAUCAAGUUCAGAAUUGUGUCGAGACGGGUGUCCUUUCGCGUCGUCUUCUACUCCCUCCUGCUCUUCACGUUUCUUCUCCGGUUCGUGUUCUUGUUCACGGCUGUGGACACCAUUGACGGAGAAAGCAAGUGUUCGGGCAUAGGUUGCUUUGGAAGAAAAAUACGACCGAGUAUUUUAGGAAGGCAGCUUGAAUCAACACUCCCAGAAGUGAUAUACAGUGUAUUGGAGGAACCAGCAAACGAAACCGAGAUACAAGUGGGACCCGAAACUCCUCAGACCCUCGAAGACUUAAUUGCAGAAUUCAAAGGCGAUAGACCAGAUGCAAAGACCUUUGCAGUCAAGCUAAAAGCUAUGAUAAAUUUCCUCGAGCAAACAACUAGAACUGCGAAAAUCCAAGAGUACCUGUAUCGCCACGUGGCAUCGAAUAGCAUCCCUAAACAGCUGCACUGCCUUUCGCUAAUGUUAGCAAACGAGCACUCGAGCAAUGCUAAUGCUCGUCUCCAGUUACCAUCACCAGAGCUUGUCCCUUCCCUCGUUGAUAACUCGUUCUUCCAUUUCGUUCUGGCCUCUGACAAUGUUCUUGCUGCCUCUGUUGUUGCUGCAUCCCUUGUCCAAAACUCAUUGCACCGAGAAAGGUUUGUGCUUCACAUAAUCACAGACAAAAAAACUUACUCCCAAAUGCAGGCGUGGUUUUCCUUGCAUCCUUUGACACCUGCAAUUGUUGAGGUUAAAGGGUUGCACCAUUUCGAUUGGUUCACGAAAGGGAAAGUUCCGGUUUUGGAAGCAAUGGAAAAAGACCAAAAAGCACGGUCCCAGUUCAGGGGAGGUUCUUCUGCCAUUGUGGCAAAUCAAACCGAAAAGCCUCGUAUUAUUGCUGCAAAGUUGCAAGCGCUCAGUCCUAAGUACAACUCACUGAUGAAUCACAUUCGGAUUCAUUUGCCAGAGUUGUUUCCUAGUCUGAACAAAGUGGUCUUCCUUGAUGAUGACAUAGUGGUUCAAACUGAUCUUUCGCCUCUAUGGGACAUUGACAUGAAUGGAAAGGUGAAUGGAGCAGUGCAAACCUGCAGAGGGGAGGAUAAGUACGUGAUGUUUAAGCACUUCAAAAGUUAUCUGAACUUUUCUCACCCUCUAAUAGCAAAAAGUUUCGAUCCUAAUGAGUGUGCAUGGGCAUACGGCAUGAACAUCUUUGAUCUUGAGGCAUGGAGAAGAACAAAUAUAAGCCGGACAUACCACCACUGGCUUGAACAGAACUUAAAAUCAGACCUGAGUUUGUGGCAACUAGGGACAUUACCUCCAGGCCUAAUUGCAUUCCACGGCCAUGUACAUGUCAUCGAUUCCUUCUGGCACAUGUUAGGACUCGGGUACCAGGAUAAUACAAGCAUUGCAGAUGCUAAAAGUGCGGGAGUUGUCCACUUCAAUGGCAGAGCAAAACCCUGGCUAGACAUAGCAUUCCCACAACUCCGAUCAUUAUGGACCAAGUAUGUCAAUUUCUCGGAUACAUUCAUUAAAAGCUGUCAUAUUACGGCAUCAUGAGUUUGGUUCAGGAAGGACUAUCUCGACCUUCAGCUUUCAUAGAGGAGAAGAAUCCAGGGAAACAUUUUUGAAAGCAGGAGCAACAGCUCCUGAUAUGAGUAUAUGAGAAGAAAGCUGCCCUGGACUUACGUUUUGUCAACUGGUCUUCCUUCACUCAAGCACCCAAAGUUGUCUUCUUUAUUGGUAUAAAUGCAUGGUUGGUUUUAAGAUUAUCUUAGGAUGUCUGAAUUUUUUCUCUAUAUGUAUCUUCGUCAAAGAAAUCCCAAUGCAAAUAUAUUAAGAAAA
Messenger RNA from Ipomoea nil (Japanese morning glory), 2570 nucleotides. RefSeq names its product probable galacturonosyltransferase 12. NCBI's taxonomy places the organism in Eukaryota, Viridiplantae, Streptophyta, Magnoliopsida, Solanales, Convolvulaceae. The record is from RefSeq and is a predicted model, not a curated record. The transcript has 6 exons. Gene Ontology annotation, molecular function: polygalacturonate 4-alpha-galacturonosyltransferase activity. The coding region runs from base 684 to 2285 and encodes 533 amino acids.